ACAACUUCGGUGUAGUUACUUCGGUAUCCCUGCAGUUGUAAGAUGCAUUUCUCCCACAGCCGCUGGCUGCAUUCGAUCCUUCUGUUCCUGCUGGCCUUCGUUGGAACCACACUCAGUAGAGUUCAGGAGGUGCACGAUGUGUUGGAGUUGACCGGCCAGAAGGCCAGCAAGCUAAGGUUUUCCACGGACGUGGCCACCGGCAAAUAUACUCCGCCGGAGGAGAUGGAUCCUCAAUUCUGGUACAAGCUCGCCGACGAGGAGAUCACCAAGAGGCUGCAGCUACCACAGCCCAAUUCCCUGAAAGCCAAGAACGUGAUUAUGUUCCUCGGCGAUGGUAUGCCACUCUCCACCGUCACAGCUGCUCGCAUCCUGAAAGGACAACGCCAAAACAAAACUGGAGAGGAGUCCUCGCUGAGCUUCGAGAAAUUCCCAUAUUCCGGACUAAGCAGAACCUACUGCGCCAACGCCCAAGUACCCGACUCUGCCUGCACUGCUACCGCCUAUCUGUGCGGCGUGAAAACCAACAUCAUUAAUAUCGGAGUAAGUGCAGCAGUAAACUAUAACAACUGCACCGCCAGCCAGGAUCCCGCCAACCGCCUGACCUCCAUUGCGGAAUGGUCCCAGAAUGCCGGCAAGUCCACGGGCAUUGUGACCACCACCACACUGACCCACGCCAGUCCAUCGGGAGCAUAUGCCAAGACGGCCAACCGAAUGUGGCAGAGCGACACGGAUGUGACCAGCUAUGGAGUGGAUGCCAGCACCUGCAUCGACAUGGCCACCCAGCUGGUGACCCAGACGCCCGGCAAGAACUUCGAGGUCAUGUUCGGCGGCGGAAUGGGCAAGUUCCUACCCAAAACCAUGAAGGAUAGUCACGGGACGGCUGGCGAGCGAUCCGAUGGGGUGAAUCUGCUCUCCCGCUGGCAGGCACUCCACGACAAAGGCGUCCUGGUCACCAAUCGCAAGCAGCUGCUCAAUGUGGACGUUUCGGCCGCCUCCAGCAUAAUUGGUACCUUUCAAUCGGACUUGAUGGACUUUCACAUGGACGCUGAUCCCACCUAUCAGCCCACUCUCUCGGAACUCACCGAGGUGGCCAUCAAGAAGCUCAGACAUAAUGAAAACGGAUACUUCGUGUUCAUAGAGGGCGGUCUCAUUGACUAUGGCAACCACUACACCCAGGCGGGCUACGCCUUGGAUGAGUCCCUGGAGUUCGAGAAGGCCAUUCAGCUGGCUCGUGACAUGACGGACAUCGAGGACACGUUGAUUGUGGUGACCGCUGAUCACGGACACGCCGUCAGCAUUGCCGGUUAUCCUGGCAGAGGUACACCCAUCCUGGGAAUCAAUCAACAUGACACCGACAUCAACGGAGUGAAGUACUCGGUGCUCAACUAUGCGGCUGGACCCAAUCAGUAUCUGGAUGAGAGUGGGCAGCGCAUUCCUCUGGACGAUAUCCUUGGCCCCGAUGACGCCAUAUCACCCAGCUACAUCGCCAAGGAAAUCGGAGUGCACUCUGGGGAGGAUGUGGGUGUUUGGGCAUCCGGUCCGCAGAGUCACCUUUUCACCGGAGUGAUGCAGCAGAGCACCAUUCCCCACCUGAUGGCCUACGCCUCGUGCGUUGGCAGUGGAAAGCAGGUGUGCAAUAAAUAAUGGAGAUUUAUAGUGAGCCUAAAGACACCGCUUGUCCUUUCUUUAGUAUAAAGCAUAUCACAUUUUAAUAAACCUUGUUCUAAUACUAA
This is a messenger RNA of Drosophila santomea, 1733 nucleotides long. Its product is annotated as membrane-bound alkaline phosphatase-like. The coding region runs from base 43 to 1644 and encodes 533 amino acids. Gene Ontology annotation, molecular function: alkaline phosphatase activity. Gene Ontology annotation, biological process: dephosphorylation. NCBI's taxonomy places the organism in Eukaryota, Metazoa, Arthropoda, Insecta, Diptera, Drosophilidae. The record is from RefSeq and is a predicted model, not a curated record. The transcript has 3 exons.